This is a messenger RNA of Tremella mesenterica DSM 1558, 549 nucleotides long. RefSeq lists its product as uncharacterized. Gene Ontology annotation, cellular component: plasma membrane. Gene Ontology annotation, biological process: signal transduction. The annotation marks the transcript as partial. Gene Ontology annotation, molecular function: GTPase activity; GDP binding; GTP binding. The transcript is spliced from 5 exons. The record is from RefSeq and is a predicted model, not a curated record. Lineage: Eukaryota; Fungi; Basidiomycota; Tremellomycetes; Tremellales; Tremellaceae.
AUGUUAUGCAAGAUUACAGUUUUAGGGGAUGGAGGAGUGGGUAAGACGGCAUUAACUGUUCAAUUCACCAUGUCUUCAUUUGUCGAAACAUACGAUCCAACGAUAGAAGAUUGUUAUCGUAAACAAUGGGUAGUGGAUGAUCAACCUUGCUUGUUAGAGGUUUUAGAUACUGCUGGACAAGAAGAAUAUACGGCGUUAAGAGAUCAAUGGAUUCGUGACGGCGAAGGUUUUCUAGUAGUCUACUCAAUCUGUUCAAGAUCCACAUUCGAUCGCGUAGAACGUAUAGUCCAACGUAUCCUACGAGUCAAAGACGAAACACUCAAUCCCACUCAAUUCUCAAAUCCACAACGAUCCGUCCGAGUACCAGUAGUGAUAGUAGGUAACAAACGUGAUCAGUUCGCCUUUCGAGAAGUGUCCACCGAAGAGGGUCAGAGGUUGGCCAUGCGAUUGGGAUGUGAUUUCUACGAGGCGAGCGCGAGGACGAAUGCGAAUGUUGAACCUGCUUUCAAAAGCUGUGUUAGGGGUAUUAUACAGGGUCGAAGGGGAUCU